CUUUUGAAUUCCUCCAUUUUCAUUUGGGCGGUACUGUUUCGAAAGGGGGCAGAGAGGUGAGCGGCGGAGGAGGGGAAACGCUCGAGCGGCGGAGGCGGUCGAGCGGCGGCGGCGAGGUCCCUCUCACCUCGGACCUGAUUGCUCCCCUGGUUUGGUUCAACGGGGAGGCUGCGGAAAGCAUCUCACAAGGAAGUACCUCUAGUCUCUUCUCUUGAGAGUGAUGGUUCUCUAAAUGAUCCUUUUGUUCCUAAUGAUUUUGUAGCCGAUGGUUCUCAUCCUAUGUCCUUGGAAAUAUCUAGUGAUGAUGGAGGGCUUGACAAAGCUCUCUUUGACUUCUAUAUGGAUCAUAAAAUGAAAUGUUUGAAGAGGAAGUUAUCAAGUGUUGGAAGAAGAAAUGUGGAACUUCUCAAUGUCUUCUUCAUCGAGAAAGGCAUUGUCUUUGUGUUCUUCACGUUUGUGUCCCAGGGGUUUGGUUCUGUUGCUUGUUCUUUAGUUGCUAUGUCUUGAUGCAUUUGUUGCAAUGUCUGCACAGAGAAGUUCUGCGCCGGUGUUGUCGUAUGUGUCUUUCCCGGACACUUCCUCUCUUUUUUGAUAUGUGUUCACAGUCAACUUCAUGUAAUAAUCAAAAUUGGGAGCAUACUGGGAGCAAAAUGGAGUUUUUAGAAGAUUUGCUGACAUGUGGAUCCUUUCUUAGAUGUUCUUCCUGUAGAGUCCAGCAAUUAGUGGCAGAUCCCCCCUCUGUGUUCUCUCCAGGUGUGGUCCAGGAAAGCUGCUAGGAGAGAUCGGCUAGAGGUUUAGUACACAACCGGGUCUUUCCAGCCCGACCCGUUUUCGUGGAAACGAAUACAUUCUUUUUAUCGGUAGCUUUCUACAAUUACAGGUGUCAUCGGGACAGUGGUCAGAAAAUUUGAAUGAUACCCAAUUGAAAAUCAGUCAAAUGCAAAAUAGACAGUCCAAACCAUAUAUGUGAAGGUCUCCUGGUUAUAUGGAGAAUUUACUAUAUUAGUUUUGCUCCUCCUAGUUAAUUAGUUUUUUCAAGUCUGUUCGUGUCCUUGUGAGUUACGGGCUUAGCCCAGGUUGCCUGCGUGCACCUAUAUAAAUAAAGGCCGUGUGGCCAUGCGAAGAGGAGGUUUUUAGUUUUGAAGGAAAUACUCAGAAAACGCAUCUGAUAGAUGCGCCAUAUCUGUGCUCUUGCGUCCCUUAUUAGGGUUUGAUAUUGCAUCGUGUUUCGGCGGCGUUGAUCGUCAAGACA
Messenger RNA from Triticum dicoccoides, 1252 nucleotides. RefSeq lists its product as uncharacterized. The record is from RefSeq and is a predicted model, not a curated record. NCBI's taxonomy places the organism in Eukaryota, Viridiplantae, Streptophyta, Magnoliopsida, Poales, Poaceae. The transcript is spliced from 9 exons. Bases 357 to 776 code for a protein of 139 amino acids.